UUCCUCCAAGCUUGUUUUCACUCGACCCAACAGUAAGAAAAGGAAGCAGCUUUAGAGUCAAAGAGCUGGAAGCUUUGAGGGUUUCUGGCCAUGCAACAAAUGUACAAACUCUGACUGCAACUCUGAACAUGCAGCAGCUGAAACUUGGAGGUUUUCUACUCCUCUCCGUAUUCCUCGCCUCUACUCUGCCAACUCAUGGUCAGACGGCAGUGAGGAGAGGUGGAAUGGAGAGGAUCCAGGUGAUGUUCACGCCAACCAUCUGCAAGGUGCUCUGCAACCAGGACGGAUGCAUCAACCGCUGCGAGAAAGGCAACAUGACGACGCUUUACAGCACAGAGGGAGGACUGGCAGAAAGGAGACUCGACUCUCAUGGUCCAGGCUUCCGAGUCUUUCUCUGUCCUCUGCUCUGUAAGAACGGAGGCCUCUGUCUGCAGAAGGAUCGCUGCUUAUGUCCUGCAAACUUUACCGGAAAGUUCUGCCAGAUUCCUGUCUCACAUUUAGCCGCCAGGUCCGGAGACGCCAACGAGGUGGUCAAACCUCUGCUGCUCUCUGCCACGGCGGCCAAUCAGGAGCUGAUGGGGUCAGAGUUCCUGCUGCCACUUGGGCAGAGCCGGGCGGUGCCACGGUCCACAGAAGCGUCAGACCCCCGCAUGGUGAAGGUCAGAGUUCAGCACCCCCCCGAGGCCAGUGUGAAGAUCCACCAGGUGAUGAAGGUUUCUGGCUCCGUUCCCUCCCUGCGGUCCCUCUCCGCCUCCUCCUCUUCGGGUUCAGCCGGUGCUCCUGCUCCGGCUCUGCUUCCAGCAGGUGCUGGAAGAAUCCAGGCCCAGACUUUGAGGGGAGGUGGAACUUACAACCUUCAGUCUGACUUCAAAUACUGCUUCAGAGAAGUCAAAGAUGGACAGUGCAGCUCUCCUCUCCCUGGUUUGAGGAGCAGGGAGGUGUGCUGUAGGGGAGGUGGGAAGGCGUGGGGCCUCACUGACUGCACUCUCUGUCCUGAAACCCCAGGUCGAAGCAACAACAGCUGUCCUGUUGGCUUCCAGCAAUCAGCUAAUGGAUCGCAGUGUGUCGAUGUGAAUGAGUGCCACCAGCCGGGGCUGUGUGAGAACGGCCUCUGUGUGAACACCAUGGGGAGCUAUAGCUGUGUGUGUCGCUUGGGGUUCAUCCUCGAUGCCACACAUGGAAUCUGCAUAUCACAAAGUGUGAUAUCAGAGGAGAAGGGUCAGUGUUACAGAGUCGUGGGCGCAGGUCUGGGUCCAUCUUCCUGCUCCUUGCCCAUAGCUCGAAACAUCACCAAGCAAAUCUGCUGCUGCAGCCGAGUCGGUAAAGCCUGGGGACCAGACUGCCAGAGAUGUCCUUACUUUGGUUCAGUUACCUUUAAAGAGAUCUGUCCAGCUGGUCCUGGUUAUCAUUACUCAGCAUCCACUCUGCAGUUCACUCAAAGAGCUGAUGCUGAGCAGGCAGGGCGAGGAUCCCUGCCAACAUCCCAGGACAACACGGGUCCAGAUUCACAGCUUUCAUCAGGGUCCAGAGGUGGUGGAACCUCUCACUCUCUGCAGAGACCCAGCUUCUCGGGUUCACCAUCUUCUACCAGACCCAAUUCGCCUCAGCCUGGCCUGAAUGCCGGUUCCUCGUCCUCCAGACUAGCGCAGCCUGCUAGCUGGGGAACAAGGACCUCCCAGGAGAGACUGGACAGCCAGCAGGGUCGGCCCAACCAACCUGCAGCCAGACCACAGCUUUUCUCAAGUGAUAAUCAAGCUGCCAAUCAGCCUUCCGCUGGAUCCCAAUCCGACCCAUCACCAGGACGAGGAGACUCUCUGCCGCCUCAGACCUCAGAGCGUGGAUCCAGACCUGGUGGAGAGGUCGCUGUCCCAGAGAGACAACCGGCUGUGGUCCCAACGAGACGUCCAAGCAGAGUCCAGAUUGUUCGUAGUGUGUGUCAGAGCAGGCCAGGUGUGUGUGGGCGGGGCCGCUGCCUGGACCAACCGGGUGGGAAAUACACCUGCGAGUGCGAGGAGGGAUACCAGCUCAACGAUCAGGGAACCCUCUGUCACGAUGUGGACGAGUGCCAGCAAAAUCCCUGCACUAAUGGCCGCUGUGAAAACACAGCAGGAAGCUACAGGUGUGCCUGUCACCGUGGUUACAGGCUCAUUGGGAACACCUGUGAAGAUGAGGACGAGUGCCGACAGAAUCCCUGCAGUAAUGGCCGCUGUGAAAAUAUAGCAGGAAGCUACAGGUGUGUCUGUCACCGUGGUUACAGGCUCAGUGGGAACACCUGUGAAGAUGUGGACGAGUGCGUUGAUCCUCUGCAGUGCCCGGGUCAGGAAUGUAUCAACACUCUGGGUUCUUAUCGCUGCUCAUCCUGCCACGCAGGAUUCGGGUUGCUCAAUGGGAUCUGUACAGACAUUGAUGAGUGUCGGCGGUCUCCAUGCUCCAAUGGCCGCUGUGAAAAUACACCUGGUAGUUUUCGCUGUGUUUGUCUCAAUGGUUACCGGCUCAAAAACAACACCUGCACGGAUGUCGAUGAGUGUGCUGAGCCGUCUCAGUGUCCUGGACAGAUGUGUGUGAACUCUGUGGGAUCCUACAGGUGUGUGUCUUGUCGUCAAGGAUACACGCUAACCAACAGACAGUGCACAGACGUGGAUGAGUGCGCGAGUGCCGGAGCAUGUGAAGCAGAGCAGGUAUGUGUGAACACUGUCGGCUCGUUCAGAUGUGACUGUCGGCCAGGAUACCGACGCUUUAGCCUGGGAGGACAGUGCAGAGACGUCAACGAGUGUUUGGAAGGCGACUUUUGUUUCUCUAGAGGGGAGUGUGUAAACACACCUGGGUCAUACACCUGUGUAUGCUCACCUGGAUUCACACUAAAUGAAAACAGGACAGCCUGCCUCGAUGUGGAUGAGUGCAUGAGGUCUGGUGUUUGUUCGGAUGGUCGUUGUGUCAAUACUGAAGGUUCCUUCCAGUGUCAGUGUAAAACUGGCUUCAUCACCAACCCUGAGAAGACCGCCUGCCUCGAUGUGGAUGAGUGUGUCUCUGCCAGUAGUUCUGUUUGUGUGUCGCAGCGAUGUGAGAAUACGAUUGGAUCAUACCGCUGCCUUGCUUCCUGUCAGGCAGGUUAUCAGGUGGCUCCUGAUGGCAGCUGUGUAGAUGAGGACGAGUGUGUGUCUCAGCCAGGUGUCUGUGGUUCUGCUCGUUGUGAGAACACCAAGGGAAGCUUUAUGUGUAAAUGUGAUGGAGCAGCCGACAUCUUUGACUCUUUAACCAGACAGUGUGUAAGCUCUGUGGGAACAGCAUCCAGGACAGAUCUUGAGUCGAGACACUUUUCCUCUGCUUCUUCUGGCUUUGAAGUCAGAACAGUGGACGUUGCUGUGGAGCUGCAGCCAUCCUCGGCCCCUCAGCUCCCUGUGCUCCCAGCAGCCCGACCCGGAGAGCUGAGGGACUGUUACUACAACCUGCACGAACAAGGUUCCUGCAGCCGGCUGACCGCCAACAUCAGCCAGCAGGAGUGCUGUUGCACCAUGGGGGAGGGUUGGGGGCUGGGCUGCCAGUAUCUUACCUGUCCUCCUGAAGACACACCCGAGUUUCUGUCCCUGUGCCCCAGCGGGAGAGGGUAUGUGACAGCGGGAGCCUUCGGCUACUCAGAUGUGGACGAGUGCAAGCGUUUCCAUCCGGAGGUGUGUAAGAAUGGAGUAUGUGUCAACAACAUCCCAGGAUACAGAUGCUACUGCUCCAGUGGUUUCAUUUACAACAGCGCCCUACUGGAGUGUGUCGAUUAUGAUGAGUGUGAGGAGGAGACCUGUGUUGGAGGUGUGUGUGUGAACACUGUUGGUUCGUAUCACUGCAGCUGUGCUCCUCCGCUGGUCCUGGACGACACUCAGAGAAACUGUGUGAACGCCUCCCACCUUACUGUAGAUGAGAACCUGUCCGUGUGCUGGCAGCAUGUUAGCGCCGACAUGCUGUGUCAGAGUCCUCUUCUCGGAGGUCAAGUCACAUUCAGCGACUGCUGCUGCUUAUACGGGGAGGGCUGGGGAAUGGGCUGUGCCCUCUGCCCCCGCACUGACUCAGAUGACUACUUCACUCUGUGCAGUUCACAUUCCCCUGGAAGGUUCCCAGGAAGGUUCCAGGACAGAUCAGAAACCGGACCAGGACGAGGAGCUCCUCCCUAUAGUCCGGAGUACUUCCCUCCAGAGCCGCUUCCUGAGAGAGAUUAUGAUCCUCUUGAUUAUGAAGAUUAUGUAGGGGGCAGCAGGUCAGGGAUCAGGGGAAGGACCCCGUCCUCCUUCGGCCCACCGGAUGAAGCCUAUCGUGGGUCUGAGUUCAGUCCUGGUUUCUACCCUGAAGGAGACUACAGCCGGCCUGACGGCUCCCCGCCCAGAGCUCCAACCUUCAGGCUCCCUCCAGACCCCAGGUCAGACAUUGCAUUCGGGUCACGGCCCGACCCUCCAUCCCUGCCCAACUCGCCUCCUCUAAACCUGGCUCCGCUGCCCAGAUCUCCCUACGGAGAAGGGGAGGAGGAGGACGACUUCAGGACAUGGAGGCCGGCACCACCUUUUCCUCCUUUCACAGACAGGAGUGCAGGAGGCGGAGGAGGACCCCGGAGGGUGUAUGAGCGGCGUUACGAGACGCACGCCGGUCUGAACGCCGAGGAUUGUGGGAUUCUGCACGGCUGUGACAAUGGCCGGUGUAUCCGCGUUGCAGAGGGUUACACCUGCGACUGCUACCAGGGCUUCGAGCUGGACAUGACCUCAAUGACCUGCGUCGACAUAAACGAGUGUGAAGACAGCGUGGGCCUGCAGUUCCCGUGCGUUAACGCCCGCUGUGUGAACACCGAAGGCUCGUUUCGUUGCGUCUGCAGGAGAGGAUACGUCAUGUCCCGCCGACGGAACCACUGCAUCGCUGCUUAGGCCAGGCUGGACUGCACCGGGAUCUAUUAGACCAGUAAACAGGCUGAACUGGUUUUGCUGUUGAGCAAUAUAUGACAAACUAGACUGGAGCAGAAGAAAUAUUACUGCACUGAAAUAGUUCAGAUGUUUCUGAUUGCACUAAACCAGCAGAACUGUUUGUCUUGUGGACAGAUUUAAUGUCACCCUGAUCCCCAGUUUAUCCUUGGGAUAGUUUUCCACAGCAGAUACACUAGAAACACCCCCACUGUCAAUCCAAACAGGAACAACCUCACAGGCUGCCAGUUUGGUGUCACUUCUGUCCACGUCUAAAGCACCUAUCACUUGUUGGAAGCGAGUGAGCACAAGGUAGCCAACAACACAUUGGAACACGGCAGGAGACUGAUGGCUUUAUGUUUGGAAGACACAAAUUGGGUCUCGAUGCAUAACGUCCAUCCAAGACAAAAGAUUUCAACUUGGAUUUGAGUUCAUAAAGAUUAAAGUUGUGAUUUAAACAGCCCAGAUUGUCAGGAUUAGAUUAGAUUAGAUUAACUUCCUGCUUGUGUUCUGACCAGCAGUUUUCCAACCUCUCACACUUCCCUCAUGAUCCAUGCAGGGGUUGUGGCAGUCUCCAUUUUCUUCACAUAAAUGCUCCACAUUUUACAGUACAAUCUUAACAUAGUCAGUUCUGUCACAUAAAGUAAAGCAAUGCUGAUUUUUUAUUAUUUCAAUGGCUUUAUUAAUUAAUGUUCUUUUCCUUUCUCCUGGUGCCUCACCACCCUUUGUGAGCUUUAGCAUCUUAGCCACGAAAUAUAAGCGUUCUUUGUUGGCAUCAGGGGCAAUGAAGACUCAGGCAAAACGCUGGCAGAAAUUAUAUGGUUUAUUUGUAUAGAACAUAAAAAAAAACAUAUAAACAGGAUUCUGUGCAACAAAAAGACUGAGAAAUAUAUGUUUAAAAUUUUAAGUUGAAACUAAAAUAAAUAUACUAUAUAUAUGUCAUCAUAAGAAAAACUCAAACUUAAAGAUUAUAAAGUAUUAAAGAGAACAAGGGCAAAAAAGUUACAUAAAACAAACAAAAA
Messenger RNA from Cyprinodon variegatus (sheepshead minnow), 5953 nucleotides. Its product is annotated as latent-transforming growth factor beta-binding protein 1-like. The transcript is spliced from 32 exons. Bases 129 to 4898 code for a protein of 1589 amino acids. Lineage: Eukaryota; Metazoa; Chordata; Actinopteri; Cyprinodontiformes; Cyprinodontidae. The record is from RefSeq and is a predicted model, not a curated record. Gene Ontology annotation, molecular function: calcium ion binding.